Molecule: messenger RNA, 771 nt
Organism: Aureobasidium musti
Lineage: Eukaryota; Fungi; Ascomycota; Dothideomycetes; Dothideales; Saccotheciaceae
Source: the annotation of a GenBank genome assembly
AUGAUCAUCAAGCCUCUUCUGUCGUUGGUUGGCCUCACAGCACCUACCAAGAACCUCUGGGCAAACACGACAAAUGUCUUCAUUGGAGACUAUCAAAAUAUCGGCUUCUCAAGCCAACAGCUUUUGGACAACAAGAUUGUGCAAAGUCAGACAAGCACAGCAGAAGGCGGCCCAAAUUGGCUUGAGCAUCUUACUGGCUGUGGUGUCGAUACUGGCACAACCUCGCCAUUAGACUGUAACAUUCAACUAUGGGACUUUGCUUUUGCAGGUGCAGAUAUUGGAACGAAAUACACACCUAGACACAAAUAUUUUACAGUGCCGCUCGUGAACCAGACUCAGCAAUUUCUUACAUACGCCCAACCAGCUCUCUCAAAUAUCACCACUCCAGAGUCAACUCUUGCAUCCUUCUGGAUUGGCACUAACGAUAUCUUCGACACCGCCACCUCGACUGUGCCCUUCAAGACUCUCUACACCAACAUGAUUGCAACUCUCUUUGCAUCAAUGCAAACCAUCCACGACGCAGGCUACCGCAACUUCCUAAUCAUGAACCUCGCACCCCUGGACAAAACCCCCAAGAACGUCUUGAAGCGCCACCCACUACCAAACACAAACAUGGUAAAUCAAUUCAACUCCAUCCUCGCCUCUCAAGCCUCCAAAUUUCAGCAACAGAAUCCAGACUCGAAUGUCGCACUCUUCGACACAAACACUUUUUUGAACGGUGUGUUGAAGAAUCCUGCACCUUAUGCCUAUGGAGGAGUACUUUUGGUUUAA